This is a messenger RNA of Protobothrops mucrosquamatus (brown spotted pit viper), 834 nucleotides long. It is a transcript of the gene TRAPPC1, whose product is annotated as trafficking protein particle complex 1. The record is from RefSeq and is a predicted model, not a curated record. Gene Ontology annotation, cellular component: TRAPP complex. Gene Ontology annotation, biological process: endoplasmic reticulum to Golgi vesicle-mediated transport. Lineage: Eukaryota; Metazoa; Chordata; Lepidosauria; Squamata; Viperidae. The transcript has 5 exons. The coding region runs from base 57 to 494 and encodes 145 amino acids.
GAAGUCGAGGGACGUCGGGCCUAGCGGUUGUCAUAGAGACGGGAGCGGCGGCUGAGAUGACGGUGCACAAUCUCUACCUCUUCGACCGCAACGGCGCCUGCCUGCACUACAGCGAGUGGAACCGCAAGAAGCAGGCCGGGAUUUCCAAGGAGGAGGAAUUCAAGCUGAUGUACGGGAUGCUCUUCUCCAUCCGCUCCUUCGUGGGCAAAAUGAGCCCCCUGGACAUGAAGGACGGGUUCCUCUCCUUCCAGACCAGCAAGUACAAGCUGCACUACUACGAGACGCCCAGCGGGCUCAAGGUGGUCAUGAACACCGACCUGGGGGUGGGCAACAUCCAGGACGUCCUGCACCAGAUCUACAGCUAUAUUUACGUGGAGUACGUGGUCAAGAACCCCCUCUGCAGCUUGAACGAGACCAUCCAGAGCGAGCUUUUUCGCAACAAGCUGGACAGCUUCGUCCGCGCUCUCCCUUUCUUCUCGGCUCGUGCUGGCUAGCUCUUUAUUUUUAUUUUUUAAAUUUUAUUUUAUUUUUGACACUCUCCUCCCCCCCACCAAAGACUCAUGAACGGUCCGGAAGCUGCAAGCCGCCUGAUUUCCCAUGAUGCUGUGCGUUUGGACCAGCCCCGGUAUACUUCUCACCAGGAACCGUCUCCCAAGAACUGGAUCUGGAUGUUGCCCCGUCGCUCUUAUUUAUAGCGGAAUAUUCUGAUUUUUUUUUUUUUAAUUGGAUCUCGGUUCCUUCGGACCACGUCGUUCUCGCUAGACUCCAUUGGGGACUGUCCCUUUUUGGGUUUGCAGCGGCCGGACCUUUGAGAAGGGGUCGUAAUAAUAAGUA